AUGGCUGGGAAGUAUCUGUUCACAGGGGGGUAUGUUGCUACCAUGGAUGACUCGCUUGGAGACUUCCCCAAUGGUGCGGUGCUGGUGGAAGAUGGCCUCAUCACAGCUGUUGGGAGGGCCGAAGAUAUCAAGAGCCCUGACGCGGAAAUCAUCGACGCAACCGAUGGGGUCCUCAUACCCGGCAUGGUCGACACUCACCGGCACGCAUCUAUGUCUUUGACUCGCGGCUUGGGAGCAGACCAAUCGCUAUUCCAUUUCCUGUCCAACACCUACUUGAGAUGGCUGCCAGCCACGAGUGUCCCCGACAUGGAGCUCUCUUCGUUCGUGGGCGCGUUGGAAGCGCUUGACAGCGGGGUGACCACGAUUGUUGAUACCUGCGAGUCCUUCCACUCCGGCGAACACGCAGAGGCUGAGCUCCGGGGGUUGCAAAAAGCGGGAAUCCGGGCUUUCUUCUGCUUUGCCAUGAGUGACGACGCAUACGGCAACGCCGCGGUUGGAAUGGACGGCUGGAAAGCCCGUCUGGCCCACGUCGAAGAGCUCAAGUCGAAAACGCCUUCUGACGCCCUCGUCCAGAUCGGAAUGGCUCUCAGUCAGCCCGGCACAGUUCCCUUUGACUUGACCCGUACGGAACUCAAGUUCGCCGACGAGCACGCGCUCUUCUGCUGCUCCCAUUCGUGCGCCAUCGAGAACUCCAUCGGCACCAAAGACAUCGAAGAACGCGCGCAACACGGCCUGAUGAUGCCGGGCCACCUCUACAUCCAUUGCACCAACCUGACGGAGCGGGAAAUUGGCCUCAUCGCCCGGUCGCAGGGUAAAGUGUCCAUCGCGACGGAAACCGAGAUGCAGAUGGGCAUGGGACUCCCGCCCAUCCGGGCGUGCAUCGAACAUGGUAUCCAGCCGUCUCUAAGCAUCGACACCUCCAGCGCGGUGGCGCCCGAUCUGCUCUCCCAGAUGCGACUCGCACUGCAGAUGCAGCGGUGUUUCGACAACGCCACCGUCCACAGAACCCGCCAGGUGCCCCUCGAGCUGGACUUUGGCGUUCGCGAUGCCCUCCGCUGGGGAACGAGGAACGGUGCGGAAGCCGUGGGAAUGCUGGAUCGAAUCGGCACCCUGACACCCGGCAAGCAGGCCGAUGUGGUCCUCAUCUCCUCCAAGCGCGCGCUGAGCGCAUCGGCGUAUCCCCUUGCGACGGCGGUUCUGCACUCCAGCCCGGCCGAUGUGGACACUGUUAUGGUAAAGGGGGAGGUUCGCAAACGCGACGGCCAUCUGGUCGGACACGACAUUGCGGACAUUCGCCGCAAGGCCAAGGCCGGGCUACAACGGAUCAUGGAGAACGUGGAAAGGAUGCGACCCGAGAUGACAAUCGAAGAGAUUCGUCAAUACCUUCUGGGUGCAGAGAAAUUGACUCGUUCUAACCUGGCCAAGGCCUAUUUUGGCGAAACGACGAGGGGAGAUUGGACGAGACAAAGAUAG
This is a messenger RNA of Aspergillus aculeatinus CBS 121060, 1473 nucleotides long. RefSeq names its product Metallo-dependent hydrolase. The record is from RefSeq and is a predicted model, not a curated record. Gene Ontology annotation, molecular function: hydrolase activity, acting on carbon-nitrogen (but not peptide) bonds. The transcript has a single exon. NCBI's taxonomy places the organism in Eukaryota, Fungi, Ascomycota, Eurotiomycetes, Eurotiales, Aspergillaceae. Bases 1 to 1473 code for a protein of 490 amino acids.